CGAGCGGACAACAGAAGCCGCUCCACUCUCCUCUAGCUCUCCGCCUGUGUGUCAACUGCUAGUUUAGAUUAGUUCUUCUUCUUUUUGUUUUUAACUUCACCUUUUAGUUCGUUAACUUAUCUUUUUAUUCAUCAAAAUGCUUUCUACUCGCUCUCCUCUCUCCGUGAAGAAUGAGAACUCCCUCAGCAGCAACAUCAGCAACAUGUCGCUGGACAAAGAAAACACGCCACCGAGCAUGAACACGACCCGCAUCUUGGCGUCUAAAACGGCGCGUAAAAUCUUCAGUGACGCUGCGCCCAAAGCCGUGAAGAAGAGCAGCCGUAGUGAGGAAGAGGAGCCGCUGCUGAAGGAGAACCCUCGUCGCUUCGUCAUCUUCCCCAUCCAGUACCACGACAUCUGGCAGAUGUACAAGAAGGCCGAGGCCUCUUUCUGGACUGCAGAGGAGGUGGAUCUGUCCAAGGACCUGCAGCACUGGGACUCUCUGAAGGACGACGAGAGGUUCUUCAUCUCUCACGUGUUGGCGUUCUUUGCCGCCAGCGACGGCAUCGUCAACGAGAACCUGGUGGAGCGCUUCACACAGGAAGUGCAGGUGACGGAGGCGAGGUGUUUCUAUGGUUUCCAGAUCGCCAUGGAGAACAUCCACUCAGAGAUGUACAGCCUCCUCAUCAACACCUACAUCAAGAAGCCCCAAGAGAGAGAAUACCUGUUCAACGCCAUCGAGACGCUGCCGUGUGUGAAGAAGAAGGCCGACUGGGCGAUCAACUGGAUCGGCAACAAAAGCGCCCAAUUCGGAGAGCGUGUGGUGGCCUUCGCCGCCGUGGAGGGAAUCUUCUUCUCUGGUUCCUUCGCCUCCAUCUUCUGGCUGAAGAAGAGAGGCCUGAUGCCUGGUCUGACCUUCUCCAACGAGCUAAUCAGCAGAGACGAGGGUCUGCACUGUGACUUCGCCUGUCUGAUGUUCAAACACCUGGUGAACAAACCGUCGGCAGAAACCGUCACCAACAUCAUCAGGAACGCCGUGCAGAUCGAGCAGGAGUUCCUGACGGAGGCUCUGCCGGUGAAGCUGAUCGGGAUGAACUGUGAUCUGAUGAAGCAGUACAUCGAGUUUGUAGCCGACAGACUGUUGCUGGAGCUCGGCUUCACAAAGAUCUACCGGGUGGAGAACCCCUUCGACUUCAUGGAGAACAUCUCUCUGGAGGGAAAGACCAACUUCUUUGAGAAGCGCGUGGGCGAGUACCAGAGGAUGGGCGUGAUGUCCGGCACCACGGACAACACCUUCAGAAUGGACGCCGACUUCUGAGGACAGAGGUGGAGCGAGCCACACUCAGUCACACAUCUCACACUGCAAACACUCUAAAGACUCUAAUUCAACCCGGACCAGUCGUGGGUUAACCAGCGAUAGACUCUGAGCUAGUGCAUGCUGGGAUUGGCUUUUACUCAAAUACUGCAGAUAAAUACACCGACUGCCGCUUCACCACCAUGAAAUGAGACUUGCCAAGAAUUCAGAGCGCUGCUGCCCGCUUGUGUAUUUGUAAAUAACUGUUUUAUCGGCAUUUUUUUUUUACAUGUAAAGAUUUAUUUAUACAUAUAUUAGUACUUUUAGAUCAGUGGUGUGUUAGGGUACUUAAAUGUGUACAGGAACAUUAUUUUAGGGAUUUGUUUUGUAAUAAAAA
Sebastes umbrosus (honeycomb rockfish) is the source of this 1670-nucleotide messenger RNA. RefSeq names its product ribonucleoside-diphosphate reductase subunit M2-like. Gene Ontology annotation, biological process: deoxyribonucleotide biosynthetic process. The record is from RefSeq and is a predicted model, not a curated record. The transcript is spliced from 10 exons. The coding region runs from base 137 to 1297 and encodes 386 amino acids. Gene Ontology annotation, cellular component: cytosol. Gene Ontology annotation, molecular function: ribonucleoside-diphosphate reductase activity, thioredoxin disulfide as acceptor. Lineage: Eukaryota; Metazoa; Chordata; Actinopteri; Perciformes; Sebastidae.